Molecule: messenger RNA, 5316 nt
Organism: Linum trigynum
Lineage: Eukaryota; Viridiplantae; Streptophyta; Magnoliopsida; Malpighiales; Linaceae
Source: the annotation of a GenBank genome assembly
GAUUCAUUAGAAUGUUAGUGUUCGAAUAAUUUGUGAACCCAUAAACACUAAUAUAUUUACGGAUAUCGGUCAAACCCUGGCCCGUCGACCCUCAACCGAAUCGUUGACAGCUGACUGAACGUGCUAAGCAAGGUCCAAUGACAAAGGAGGAUAUAGAACACAUGAUCUUCCAUUUGCCAAUCGGCCUCUUGGAUUUGAAUUUUCUCUUUCAAAACCUAAUUAAAGUUUUACCGAUUUUCUUACGAGUAGAUCUGCAUCUGCUGGAUUGGAUUUGAACUUUGAAUUGGAGAAAGUGACCAAAUACACAAUGGCAAGGGUGGAUUAGAAUUCCGUAGGUUUUGUUCACUCGUUAAUAGAAACCAAAUAAACAGACAAAUUAGCACUUGGAGUCUGGACUGAGUGGAGGCUCCCUCGCAGCAAAAUAUCGAAACCUUUGCUGGAAACAAGCAACAAGCGCCCAGCAAAACCAAACCCACCAUUUCUCCUCCUCUGUACGAAAUCAGAAAACCCGUAAAGUCGCUGAAGAAGGAGAAAAUGAUUCACACUUGCACUACCAGUUACAGCCACUGUCACAGUUCCAAGGAAAUAAGCCAUGAAAGCUUCCAAGCUCGCAUCUUCGCUCAAAGUAAGUUCCGCCCUCUUCAUUCUCCUUCUUCCCAGGGUAGGGUUUCUCUAGGGUUUAAUCAACUCCCCCGCACCCAACGGUAUCCUUCUUCAAUUUCUUCACCACAGUGCGGCCCCCAACUUCCUUCAAGAAGAUAUAGUUUCUUGAACCCCUCGUGCUACAGCAGCGAGCCAGCUAAAAUAUCUUGUGGGUUUAAGCUUCGUUGUCAGUCGAAUUCUCUAACUCUGCCCUCCAGAAGUUCCUCUUUUCGUGGUAAGAAAAGGAAAUACGGAGGCGUUAUCCCUUCCAUUUUGCGUUCUCUGGAGUCUGCUGAGGAUAUUGACAAGACCCUUCAUGGCAGUUGUGAGAAUUUGAGCGCCAAAGAACAGACUGUGAUUCUCAAAGAACAGAGGGGUUGGGAGAAAGUAGUUAUAGUUUUUGAAUUCUUUAAAUCCCAGAAAGAUUACGUACCAAAUGCUAUUCACUAUAAUAUUGUGCUUAGGGCUUUGGGUAGAGCUCAGAAAUGGGACGACUUAAGGCUUUGCUGGGUUGAGAUGGCAAAGAGUGGUGUUUUCCCAACUAACAACACAUACGGGAUGCUGGUUGAUGUGUAUGGGAAAGCUGGUCUUGUUCAAGAAUCGCUUUUGUGGAUUAAGCAUAUGAAACAUAGAGGGCUUUUCCCUGAUGAAGUAACGAUGAAUUCGGUUAUCAAGGUUUUGAAGGAUGCAGGGGAGUUCGAUCGGGCAGAUAGGUUUUACAGACAAUGGUGCGUUGGACAUGUUGAUUUGGAUGAUCUUAAAUUCGAUUCUGCAGUUGAUUUCGAUGACGUGUCUUCAUCUGCACCAGUUAGUUUGAAGUACUUUUUAUCCACUGAGCUUUUCAAGACAGGCGGGAGAGUUCCUACUCCAGGGGUUGAAGUUGCAUCAGAUGAAAUGAAUACUGUUGGUCGGAAGCCACGAUUGACAUCCACUUACAAUACAUUGAUCGAUCUUUAUGGGAAGUCUGGUCGUUUGAAGGAUGCAGCUGAUACUUUUGCGGAAAUGUUGAAGUCGGGUGUGGCAAUGGAUACUAUAACUUUCAAUACAAUGAUCUUUACCUGUGGAACCCUAGGACACUUAUCAGAAGCAGAGUCCUUGCUUAAGAAAAUGGAGGAAAGAAGGAUUCCUCCCGAUACCACAACUUACAACAUCUUCAUAUCUCUCCAUGCAGAAGCAGGAAACGUGGAUGCAGCCAUAAAUUCUUAUAGAAAGAUUAGGGAGGUUAGUCUUUCCCCUGAUAGUGUAACAUAUCGAACUCUUCUACUUAUGUUAUGUGAGAGGCACAUGGUCGGAGAGAUGGAGAAUAUAAUCGAAGAAAUGGAGAAGACUUCUCGAAGUGUUGAUCAACAUUCAAUGCCAGGUAUUAUCCGGAUGUAUAUUGAUGAAGGGUUACGUGAUAGGGCAAAGAUCUUUUUAGAAAAGUGUCUAGCCAAUGGUUCAUUGUCAGCAAAGACACGAGCAGCAAUUAUGAAUGUCUAUGCAGAGAAGGGGCUUUGGGCUGAAGCUGAGGCUAUAUUUCACGGGAAGAGAGAUGGUGCACGCUUGAAGAAAGAUGUGUUGGAAUAUAACGUUAUGGUGAAAGCUUACGGUAAGGCAAAGCUUUAUGAUAAAGCACUUUCUCUAUUUAGGACCAUGAGGAAUCACGGUACUUGGCCUGAUGAAUGCACAUACAAUUCCGUAGUCCAAAUGUUAUCAGGAGGUGAUUUGGUUGAGAAAGCAAGGAGCCUGUUAGCUGAGAUGAAAGGAGCGGGUUUUAAACCACAAUGUUCAACAUUUUCUUCGGUUAUUGCAUGCUAUGUCCGCCUACGGCAGCUAUCUGAUGCAGUCAGUACGUACCAGGAAAUGUUAGAGGCAGGGGUAAAACCUAAUGUAGUUGUGUAUGGGGCUCUAAUUGAUGGUUUUGCAGAAAGUGGUAAUGUCGAAGAGGCUCUAAGAUACUUUAGCGUAAUGGAAGAAACCGGGGUUUCACCAAAUCAGAUUGUAUUAACAUCCCUUCUUAAGGUAUAUAGUAAGCUGGGAUGCUUUGAUGGUGCUAAACAAAUUUAUGAAAAGACUAAACUUUUGGAGGGUGGUCCAGAUUCAGUUGCAUCAAAUAGCAUGAUCAGUCUAUAUGCAGAAUUUGGGAUGGUUUCAGAAGCCGAGAUGGUUUUUAACGGGUUGAAAGAGAAAGGUUUGGCUGAUGAGAUAUCAUACGGAACCAUGAUGUAUUUAUACAAGAGCAUGGGGAUGCUAGAUAAAGCUAUUGAUGUUGCUGAUGAGAUGAAACAGUCGGGUUUACUAAGCGACUGCAUUUCCUACAACAAAGCGAUGCUUUGUUACUCGACCAAUGGCCAGCUUCGAGCUUGUGGGGAGCUGUUGCAUGAGAUGAUUGAGAAGAAGCUCUCACCUGAUGGCUGGACGUUCAGCUUACUAUUCACCAUCUUGAAAAAAGGAGGGGUAGCAUCUGAAGCUGUUAAAGAGCUCGAAUCGAGUUAUCUAGAUGCAAAACCCUAUGCAGCUCAAAGUAUAAUAGCAUCUGUUUUCUCCAUGGUGGGUUUACACAGUUUAGCACUGGAGUCCUGUGAGGGGUUCACUAAAGCAGCCAAAGUGGUUCUGGAUCGAUUUGCUUAUAAUGUUGCAAUUUAUGUGUAUGGAUUGUCUGGGAAAAUCGACAAGGCUUUGAACAUGUUCAUGAGAAUGCAAGAUGAUGGGGUUGAACCGGAUAUUGUAACGCAUAUCAAUUUGGUCCACUGUUAUGGAAAAGCAGGUAUGGUGGAAGGUUUGAAGAGGGUUUAUACCCAGCUGAAGUAUGGAGAGAUCGAACGUUCUGAGUCUAUGUUCAAGGCUUUGGUAGAUGCCUAUAGAAUUGCUGAUAGGGAUGAUCUUGCUGAGAUGGUUGAUCAGGAUAUGAGGUUUGGUUUUGAUUCACAGGAAUUCUCGGAUUCUGAGAGUCAUUCUCAACAUACUACUUCAGAUUCAGAUAUCGAAGAUUGAACAUGAUGUGACUUAGUUCUCCAUACCGUUAUGAAGGCAUCAAGGUGUAUAUUGUAUAGGCAGCAUUUGCCAAGGAUUUCAGGUUUAAUUUGUAAGAGCACAUACUCUUGUUCUUUCUUCUCCCAAUUUGGCGGUCAUGUUAAAGUCAGUAUAGAUUGUGUAUUGUUGCAAUUGUACUGCUCGGUGCCGGGUCUGAUACCAUAUUCAUGGAUCAUAGAUGCAAAAUGCUUCCUCCCUAGAUCAACGAAACCAGAAUGACUACACACGAAAAGAACUCCUAUGAAGGUAAUAUAAUCUGGCUUCACAUCCUGCUAGACCAUGUCAUCAAACACUGCAAGAGCGUUAUUGGCGCUUCCAUUCUGUGCAAACCUGCUAAUCAUCGUGUUCCACUGGCAUUUGUUCAAACACCCUGUAAGCAAAAUCCACAACCACAAUUUGCAUAGAGGUCGACUAAAGCCGAUUCCACAAUGACAUUGCCCCACCCACCUCUCCUCACAUACUGGCAAUGAACUUUUUUUUGGAGCUUGUGCUGACUUGGCAGCCAUCAGGCAAUGUAAAGAAGUUCGUUGCUUUUACUGGCAAUGAACUUCUUUACAUUGCCUGAUGGCUGCCAAGCCAGCACAAGCUCAAAGCAUGGUACCAAAGCUGUAAAAGAUCAUUCUGACCCAUCUCUCUAUAUAUUCCGAUGAUGGAUUUCAGAUUGCUGGUUUGACAGUAUCCACCGAGCAAUGCUGACCAGGAACAGAGUUCUUUACGCUGAUUUUAUCGAAGACGCUUUGAGCUUCAUCGAGCAGCCCACAUUUCCCGUACAUGUCAACAAGGCUGCUUCCGACUACAAUACAUAGCAAUCAGUAGUUGGGUGAUUCUGCGGAUAGACCUCUCUCAUUUUCCCCUGCUAAUGCUUCUGUUCUUCUGUAGCUGUAUACAGAUUAAAGAACUGAUCUUUCGAUUACGGUAGAGAAAGCUGUAAAGUGGGGAAUUAGAUCCACCACCCAGUUGCUUUUUUGUACUUUUUUACUGCUGUCUGUAACCUGGUGCGCAGAAGUUAAUCUGCUAACUGCUCAAAGUGUUAGCAGAUACUAACAGGGCAGGAUUUUGGGCCACGUCGGCCCAUGUUUCAUCCAACGGAGGGGAGAGGCGGCUUGGUGGUGGCUCACUUAAGUGAGCUGUAGGUGGGCCAACGUGUAAAACCCGGCCCAGCAUGUGGCGGCGGUGGCGUGGUGGGCUGGUGGGCCCGGCUUGAGUUUGGGCGGGAGAAUGGAUAUGAGUGGAAAGAGAACGAAAAUUGAUGGGGCCCCUCUGAUAUUUAUGUAUGUUUGUUUGUGUGGAUAUUUAUUUGUUUUCAGUCGAUAUUAUUUUCUAUUGUGUUGAUAUUACUUUGCAUCAUUGUUGAAAUUAGGGAUGGCAAUCAAACCCAUGGCCGCGGGUAUCCGACCGCCCCCGACCCAUUCAACGCGGGGAAUCCCCGCUUUGACCGGGUAUGGGGCGGGUAUGGGUAAAACCCGCAAAAAGUUUGAUGGGUAUGGGGCGGGUAUGGUUUUAGCCUCCCCCGCCCCAUACCCGCCCCACCAAGAUAAUUUCUUCAUAUAUAAAAAAUAUGUGCAUCAAAUUAUAAUCUAUCAAUGAUGAUGAGGAUAACUUGAGAAAAUAAAUAGUAGAAAUGCAAUCGAUUGACCGCCUUAAUCAAAAUCUAAUUCAUUU